Sebastes umbrosus (honeycomb rockfish) is the source of this 1980-nucleotide messenger RNA. RefSeq names its product cytochrome P450 2J2-like. The record is from RefSeq and is a predicted model, not a curated record. Gene Ontology annotation, cellular component: intracellular membrane-bounded organelle; cytoplasm. The coding region runs from base 1 to 1494 and encodes 497 amino acids. NCBI's taxonomy places the organism in Eukaryota, Metazoa, Chordata, Actinopteri, Perciformes, Sebastidae. Gene Ontology annotation, biological process: xenobiotic metabolic process. The transcript has 9 exons. Gene Ontology annotation, molecular function: heme binding; oxidoreductase activity, acting on paired donors, with incorporation or reduction of molecular oxygen, reduced flavin or flavoprotein as one donor, and incorporation of one atom of oxygen; iron ion binding.
AUGUGGCUUUAUGAUUUUUUGCUUGGUUUUGAGGUCAAGGGGCUUUUCCUUUUUAUUUUCAUUUUUAUCAUAAUAGCAGAUUUCCUCAAAAACAGGACUCCUCCAAAUUAUCCUCCAGGACCGUUGGCUCUUCCCCUUGUGGGGAAUUUCUUCAGUGUGGACAUGAAACAUCUACAUAUUUAUUUUACCAAGCUGGCUGACGUCUAUGGGGAUGUGUUCAGCGUCCGACUCGGAAGUUUCAAGAUAGUGUUUGUGUCUGGGUACAAGAUGGUGAAGGAAGCCAUAGUGACACAAGGUGACAACUUUGUGGAUCGACCGUACAGUCCGAUGAGCGACAGGGUUUACUCAGGGGACUCAGCUGGUUUGUUCAAUAGCAAUGGUAAAACAUGGAAGAGACAGCGACGCUUUGCUUUGUCUACCUUACGUACCUUCGGCCUGGGCAAAAGUACCAUGGAGCAGAGUAUCUGUGAGGAGAUCCGACAUCUGCAGGAGGAGAUGGAGAAGGAGAAAGGUGAACCUUUCAACCCAGCAAGUCUCUUCAACAAUGCUGUGUCCAACAUCAUUUGCCAGCUUGUGAUGGGGAAGCGGUUUGACUACAGCGACCACAACUUCCAGAUCCUGCUGAAGUAUAUUUCGGAAAUAUUUCUGCUGCAGGGCUCAGUUUGGGGUAUGCUGUAUGAGUCAUUCCCCGGAGUGAUGAAGCACUUGCCAGGCCCCCACAACCAAAUAUUUGAUAAAUUCAACACCAUCAUAGACUUCAUCAGUCAGGAGGUAAAGAGCCACAAGAAAGACCUGGACCACAGUGAUCCCCGGGACUACAUCGACGCUUUCAUCAUUGAAAUGGAGAAUCACAAGGAGUCUGAUCUGGGCUUCACUGAGACCAAUCUGGCUAUGUGCUCUGUGGAUAUGUUCACUGCUGGAACGGAGACAACCACCGCCACUUUGCUGUGGGCUUUGGUUUUCCUCAUCAAAAACCCUGAUAUCCAGGACAAAGUUCAGGCAGAGAUAGACAGAGUGAUUGGACAGACCCGACUGCCCAUUAUGGCAGACAGACCCAACCUGCCCUUCACCAAUGCUGUCAUCCACGAGAUCCAGAGGAUGGGGAACAUUAUUCCUCUGAAUGGACUCAGAAUGGCCGCCAAGGAUACAACACUGGGAAGUUACUUCAUACCCAAGGGUACGGCCUUGUUGCCCAACCUAACCUCUGUGCUGUUCGACAAGACUGAAUGGGAGACUCCAGACACCUUCAACCCUGGACACUUCCUAGAUGAUGAGGGAAAGUUUGUGAAGAGAGAAGCUCUCAUGCCUUUCUCUGCAGGGAAACGGAUGUGUAUCGGAGAAGGCCUCGCCAAGAUGGAGCUGUUCCUGUUUUUGGUCGGUUUACUACAGAAGUUCUCUUUCUCCGUUCCUGAUGGAGUAGAGUUGAGUACAGAAGGAAUCACUGGAAUUACACGUAUACCGCACCCCUUCAAGGUUUACGCCAAGGCUCGCUGAAUUACACAACAUCUCAUUGAAUCAUUUUUCAUCUAAACAAUAUGUAACAGACAAGACUAAGCAAAUGCUUUAGGAGAAAAAGCUGUAGUUACUUUUUGAUCUCAACCUUCUGUUGUAUCAUUGCCUCAUCUACUGAGGGACUGUUUAUUUUCUCUGUCUGUACAUUUAAUUAUAUGUGACAAUGCUGAUUUUACAUACAAAUAUGAUUGCAUUAAUGGCAGUGUGUAUAAGACAUUUCCCUUUGUCCUUAUUGUUAAUGUCAAAAUGUAUAAAUAUUUCAUAAACUUAGGUUCUUUAAACACUCUUUACAAUCAAGCUGUAUUGUAAUACGUUUCUUACACUAAUGAUAAUCAGUUAUGUCAUGUAUGAGCCAUCACUUAACAAUAAACUGAAGUCGUUAAACUAUUCAAAUACAUUGUUAAUGAUUAAUAAAUGAUUUGAUGAUUUGUUUCACAAACCUGGUUGAAGUCUUCCGUAAAAACACAA